Messenger RNA from Salvelinus sp. IW2-2015, 297 nucleotides. The record is from RefSeq and is a predicted model, not a curated record. NCBI's taxonomy places the organism in Eukaryota, Metazoa, Chordata, Actinopteri, Salmoniformes, Salmonidae.
CAAGAGCAGAAGAGGACAUUGAGCGAGAAACAGAGCAGAAGGAGAGAGACAUGGGGGAGAAACAGAGAUCAGCAGAGAAGAGCAGGAGGAGAAGUCAUGCGGCGAGAAACAGAGAGAGCGCGGAGACAUGGGCGGGAGAAACAGAGAGAGGAGAGAGACAUUAGAGACGAGGGAGAGGAGAACAUGGGAGAGAGAGAGCAGAGAGACAUGGGAGAAACCAGAGAGCCACAGGGCACCAAUCUCGGAUCCAGAAGCGAACCGGUCGCCUCCGCUGAGGCGCAGAAACCUAUGAACUGA